AAUCAUUGAUACAUCUCAGAAUCAAUAAACAAAAUAUCGCUCUAACAACCAGUAUCAAUAAUCAAUCAAAUGACCGCGUUCUUCUAUUACACCUUCCUCUCUGUUCUUUUCCUUCUAACUCUGAAUUUCUUGUUCCCAACAAGAAGAUUCAGGAACCUUCCUCCAGGUCCAUCAUGUCUUCCCAUAAUCGGCAACCUCCACCAACUUAAACACCCACUCCACCGCACCUUCCAACGCCUAUCACAAAAACAUGGCCAAGUCUUUUCUCUGUGGUUUGGCUCCCGUUUCGUGGUUGUCGUUUCAUCACCUUCCGUAGUCCAAGAAUGUUUCACCCAAAACGACACCAUCCUAGCAAACCGGCCACCGUUUCUCACCGGCAAGCACAUCGGCUACAACUUCACCGCCGUGACGGUGGCCCCUUACGGCGACCACUGGCGCAACCUCCGCCGCAUCAUCUCCCUCGAGGUCCUCUCGACGCACCGUAUCAACUCCUUCUUGGGAAUAAGAAUGGACGAGAUCAUGAAGAUAGUGCAAAAGCUAGCUCGUGAUUCGACCAGGGACUUUGCUAAGGUGGAACUGAAGUCAUUGUUUUCAGAGAUGACGUUUAACAUCAUAAUGAGAAUGAUCUCAGGAAAGAGAUACUAUGGAGAGGAUUGUGAUGUGACCGAUGUUGAAGAAGCGAGGAAAUUCAGAGAGCUCAUGAAAGAGCUUAUAUCAUUUGGAGGGACAAGCAACCCUGCAGAAUUCGUGGGUGUUCUUAGGUUGUUCGAUUUUGAUAAUUUGGAGAAAAGGCUAAAGAGUAUUAGUAGUAGAAAUGACGCUUUCUUACAAGGACUACUUGAUGAGCAUCGCAGUGGGAAGCAGAGUGCUAAUACUAUGAUAGAUCAUCUCUUAAGUCUGCAACAAUCACAGCCUGAAUAUUAUACAGAUCAAAUCAUCAAAGGGAUUAUUCUGGUUAUGCUCCUCGGAGGAACAGAGACUUCAGCGACAACUUUAGAAUGGGCAAUGUCUGCUUUACUAAAUCAUCCAGAAGUGUUGAAGAAGGCAAUGGAUGAAAUAGAUACUCACACAGGACAAGAUCGCCUAUUAGAUGAGUCAGACAUUUCGAAAAUUCCCUACCUUCAAAAUAUUAUCUAUGAGACAUUUCGGUUGCAUCCUGCAUUCCCAUUAUUGGCACCUCAUUUUUCUUCAAAAGAUUGCACCAUAGGAGGAUAUAAUGUCCCAAAAGGCACUAUUUUGUUGGUUAAUGCUUGGGCCAUUCAUAGAGAUUCUCAGCUAUGGAGUGACCCUAUACAAUUUAAGCCUGAGAGAUUUGAGAAAGAAGGGGAAGCAGAUAAGUUAAUUCCAUUUGGGUUGGGAAGAAGGGCUUGUCCUGGAGCAGGAUUGGGGCAGCGUACCGUAGGUUUAACUUUGGGGUUAUUGAUUCAAUGUUUUCAGUGGAAACGAGUAAGUGAGAAAGAAAUUGAUAUGACUGAAGGAAAAGGGGCCACAACGCCGAAACUGAUUCCCUUAGAGGCCAUGUGUAAAGCACGUCCAACUAUCAUCAACAAGGUUUUUCAGACAGCCGGUGAAAACAUGUAGGUGAAAUUAUCGUUUUCUAGCAGUUAUAUGAUCUAGGUAUAAUAAAAUGUACACAAUGCACUGUUUUUCGUGUACUCAAACACCAUAUGUGUGGUUAAAUAAGCAUAUUAAGUUGGCAACCAGAGCUGUUUUAUGGGCUGCUAAGCGGGGUGGGUUAAAUGGGACAUAGGUGGGGUGUGUCAAUGCGCAGGCCAACCUGUAUGUAAUUUAAGCUUGAUUUUGAAUUUAAAUGUUAGUAUU
Messenger RNA from Gastrolobium bilobum, 1821 nucleotides. RefSeq names its product cytochrome P450 81E8-like. The transcript has 2 exons. Lineage: Eukaryota; Viridiplantae; Streptophyta; Magnoliopsida; Fabales; Fabaceae. The record is from RefSeq and is a predicted model, not a curated record. Gene Ontology annotation, molecular function: heme binding; monooxygenase activity; oxidoreductase activity, acting on paired donors, with incorporation or reduction of molecular oxygen. The coding region runs from base 70 to 1581 and encodes 503 amino acids.